AUACUAUAUUCAUCAAUCUCUCACAACUUGAACGUUUGGCUGACAAAGAGAGAGCAAUGGCAACAACAAAGAGAAAUAUUGUGUUGUUGGUGUUUGGCUUAACCAUUUUGUUUCCUAUUGUUCAAUCCCAAACUUUUGAUGACUUUUGGUUUGUUCAACAAUGGCCGCCAGCGGUUUGCGCUUUACAAUCAGGACGAUGUGUAGGACGAGGGACACGAUCCUUCACAAUUCAUGGUUUGUGGCCGCAAAAGGGAGGAAGCUCUGUAACUAAUUGCGCUGGCAAUUCCUUUGAUUUCACUAAGAUUGCGCACUUGGAAAACGAUCUGAACAUAGUUUGGCCGAAUGUGAUAACGGGAAACAACAAAUUCUUUUGGGGUCACGAGUGGAACAAACAUGGGAUUUGCUCAGAGAGCAAGUUCGAUCAGGCAGCGUACUUCCAGACGGCGAUAAACAUGAGGCACAGUAUUGACCUUCUUAGUGUCAUGAGAACUGGUGGAGUAAUACCAAAUGGAGCUUCAAAGGCGAAGCAAAGAGUAGAAAGCGUAAUCUCAUCCCAUUUUGGGAAGGAUCCAAUUCUUCGGUGUAAAACAGCAUCAAACGGCCAAGUCCUAUUGACGGAGGUUGUUAUGUGCUUUGAUGACGAUGGUGUCACCCUUUUAAACUGCAAUAAAGCGAGAUCCAAUUGUGCUACGAGUUUUAUUUUCUGAGGAUAAACUCUUAAAUUCUCAUGCAAUAAUGUUAUUAAUAAGUCGUUUUAUACUUUACGAUUUCAUAAACAUAAGCAACAGAAUAUGUUGUUGUCUUUCUAUAUAUCUAUAAUUGAAAUAAGUUGGUGUAUUGUUUAUCCUGA
Benincasa hispida (wax gourd) is the source of this 850-nucleotide messenger RNA. RefSeq names its product ribonuclease MC-like. Gene Ontology annotation, biological process: RNA catabolic process. NCBI's taxonomy places the organism in Eukaryota, Viridiplantae, Streptophyta, Magnoliopsida, Cucurbitales, Cucurbitaceae. Gene Ontology annotation, cellular component: extracellular region. The record is from RefSeq and is a predicted model, not a curated record. Gene Ontology annotation, molecular function: ribonuclease T2 activity; RNA binding.